Messenger RNA from Actinia tenebrosa (Australian red waratah sea anemone), 4010 nucleotides. RefSeq lists its product as uncharacterized. The record is from RefSeq and is a predicted model, not a curated record. Gene Ontology annotation, molecular function: calcium ion binding. Gene Ontology annotation, biological process: lipid metabolic process. Lineage: Eukaryota; Metazoa; Cnidaria; Anthozoa; Actiniaria; Actiniidae.
GGUUGCAUCGCCAUGGAAUAAACGAGGACAAACCGGUAACAUUGGAAUCGAUGCGAGGAAACCAUAAACCUGACAAAUCGGCUCUAUCGUGUGAAUUGAUUCCUCCUAUAUGAAGACAAGAGGGUUCCCUGGGAUGAGCAAUGGUUGACAAGUUAACAUAGCCGCGCGGGGAACUCUGGGAUAGCCUGAUGCGACGUCUGAGCCAUCAGAAUGCAAAUAGCAGUUUGGAGGUUUCACAAACUUUGUCGGGAUCCUCGGGAAGUUCAUCCAGGAGUAACAGAAAAGCAAAUACAAACUGGCGAGUCUAUCCAUCGGACUUUGUACCCCGCGAUCGUAACAUGAAUGGCCAUUUAAAGCCUUCCUCAACAAAAUCUACGAACUCUUUGGAUCCGAAGAACUUAGCUGCUGCUGCCACUUUACUUGGAAGUGUGGGGUCACUAGCGGCUGCUGAGACAACAGAAAGAGUGGGGAAUGGCGGCAUUACAGCCGUGGAGGAAGAUAUAUAUGCUGGACAUGAUUUCCCCUUCGAGAACCUGGUCUUCGAAGGAGGAGGGAAUAAAGGGAUGGCAUAUGUUGGUGUUCUACAGAUAUUGGAGUCAGCUGGAGUAAUGAAAAAAAUCAGACGUGUAGCUGGUGCGAGUGCUGGUGCAAUAAUUGCUGCUUUGAUUGCACUUGGGUUUGACUCCCAAGAACUGAAAGAAUUUCUAGAACAGGAUCUACGAAAGAUUUUGGUUGAUCACAACUGUGGAUACUGUAGCCUACUGCCUAAUCUUCUAAAGGGGUUUGGAUGGAAUCCAGGCAAAAAAUUAUUAAAAUGGUUUGGGGAACAGAUAAAGGAGAGAGCAGGAGAUGCUGAUGUGACAUUUAGAGAGGUUUUAGAAAGAUUUGGGAAGGAGUUGUGUAUAGUUGUAACAAAUCUAAACCAGAUGUCAGUGGAGUAUUUCCACCCUAAAACCACACCUAACACUCCGAUUAGAAAGGCCAUAAGGAUGUCUGUUGCGUUACCUGGUGUUUUUCAGUGUGUCCGUGAAAUAAAUAAUGAUUAUGAAGAUGUAUACGUUGAUGGUGGACUUUUGUGUAAUUAUCCCAUUCAUGCUUUUGAUGGUUGGUGGCUGUCAAUGGAUCCUAAACACACUUUCUUCAAGAAAUUACAACCACUAGAAGAUUUUGCAAGACUUUUUGAAAAGUCUGAACGUUUUGGAGAAUGGAAUCAUAAAACAUUAGGCAUAGUAUUGUACUCUCACACAGAAACUGAAUUAAUGAAGACAUUGCUAACAGAGCGAGAAGGAAACCAUCCCCCAGAUGCUCCGAACACAAAACUCGCAAGGCAGCGAUGGAAGCUUAAACAGCAACAAUUAAAUAUGCGACAAGAACAUCAAGCUAUGGUUGGCGCGGUUGGAAGAUUUAUGAAGGAACUACAAAGAAAUAAUUUGGAUGAAGAUAGCAUUAUCAACCUUCGAGAACUCAGGGGUGUCUUCACAAAACCUGUAGACUUCACAAGAGAAGAUGCUGAACUGUUGUUUGGCUAUGAUGUUGAUUAUCGAUCUGCUUUUGAGGAACUCGACACAGAUGAAGACGGAGAGAUUACGUUCCAAGAACUGAUGGCGUUUAUUGAAAAGAGAGGCGUCAACCUACAAACGAGAUUUCUGGGAUACUCAAGAAAAGAGAUACGACACUUGGGUGAAUUCAUCCAAACUUUACAGACAGCGUUAUCAGUGAACGUAAAGAGGGUUUAUGUGGAGAAAAGGGAUGUAGAGAGAACUAUUGGAAUAGAUACAGACUACAUUGAGACUAAUGAUUUCCAGCUUGAACAAGGCGAUAAAGAUUUUCUUAUAGAGUCCGGCAGGCGAGCCACAAGAGCAUUUCUUCGUGAGUACUACAAGAAAAAAUACCCGGCAGUAACGCCAAGUCAAACGGACCAAGAACCUGUCAGAGUAAGCGUUCGAGGUGCGACACCAGCCGUUACCAGCGAUAGAAAGAGGAAUCCUUCUGUUGUAUCUGACAUAUCUAUAACAUCCAAUAAACUACCUCCUCUAUCCGCACAAUAUUCGCACGAAAAAUCAAAAUCCACCGUCACCCGCCACCAUCGUUACAGCUCUGCAGGAUCGGCCGGGUCUGAGAGUAGUACUACAAGCACUGGUAAAGUCAGCGUUGACGUGCCUAAGAGCCCAUCCACUGGUAGAAAAAAGAGUCCUGGUCGUAAGACAAGAGUUGGUGCCUUAGCAAAAUUUCUAUGAAUAUCGCAAGAUCGGAUAAAACCGCAGUCUAUGGAGUUCGAGGUUUAUAGAAGACCUGCUUAACCUGUUACUGGUGUUUUAAAGGUGCUUGCGCCAGUCAUUACUCGUGCAAUCAGAAUAUUGGACCCCGCGCCGUCAUGGUCACUGAAAGACAUGUGCUUACGAAUUAUCGUAGCGUUAUUACAGUCCUACAAAAUCCAAAAAUCUUUUUUUCUUCCAAUAUCUCACAAGGAAUUAAACAAGCUACAAACAUAUUUUGAAAUGUAAGGUGAUUACUACAAACUUUUAAGUCGGAAGCCUGUUGUACAAAAGACUUCUAGUUUAGUCAUCACCAUUAAAAAAGGAAGAAAGAUAAAAGUGGGUUUUAAAAAGCAAGACAAUGUCAAAAACAAGGCAUAAAAUAUUUAAAAACUGAUGAUAUUUGUACAAAAUCUGUACACUUUGAUAAGUUAAUGAAUGGGUUCCGCAGCAGCCAUGUUGUUGGGCAGGUUCAUUGUUCGGCUUUUUUUGCAUGGCAAGAAAUUUGAAAUUCAUUUCCAAAGAAUAAAAUGUCUAUUGCUUUUCUUUACAAAAUGGCUGCCUUGAAACCCCUCUAUUUGCCAUUCCGAUUUUGAGGAAACAACUCGAUCAAGUUGGCAUUGCAGUGCAUUUUGGAGCUGUCUUAGGGGACAUAUUUCCAAGAAGGCGUCUAUUUCUUCCCCCAGAAUGCCCCAGAAUGCAAUGCAAUGCCAACUCAACCCAAUCUUUUCCUCAACCUCGUAAUGGUUAAUAGACCUUUAUCAGGCUCAUUUUCUCUUAAAGUCAAAGAAUUGAACAAAUCAUGUCACGUCACGCCAUGAUAUUACUUCUCAUAAUCAAAAUGAGAAACAGUAUGUGCAUGGACAUAGGGCAUACUGUUAUUCUGCGCGUCAUUUUGUGUUGUGUCUCUUUGCUCUUUAGCUGUAGCAAGCUAACCACAGCGAGAAAGUCUUACUCUUAAAGAGUGUACGUCAAUGUAUUAACAGUGUUAAAUUAUGAUUGUUAAGAAGUUAUACAUUUUACAAGUCAGAUAAUCAAUAGAUAUCGUCAUAAUUCGUUUCAAAUAAUGCUAACAUUCUCCUCCUGCAAUUGCAAAAAAAAAAGCUGCAAUAAUCGAGUUGGACUAAUUGCAUGGUCACGUGACUGAUUUACACAAGUCAUGUGACCUUUCUCGCUAUAGGGUGGUCUUUGUACGUACACGGUGUGCCACUUGCCGUAAUACUGAAACGACUAUCCGUUGCUUUCGCGUGGACUCAUGCCGCAAUCACAAUUCAUGUUCGUAGUCUGGUAAACUAAAACGCAAUUGAUGGUUUUCAACCAUUCCCAAAAUAAUUAAAUAACAAAAGACACGGCGGCCAUGUUGGAGGAUAUAACAAUUCUUUUGUUAAGUUCCUCCAACAUGGCCGCCGUGAAAACCAUCAAUACCACUAAGUAAAGAUUAAACUUUUCUCGUAUCGUUUCUAAGUACACAAAUUUCUGUUCUCAUACACCCAUUAGUGCCAUUUUUUUUUUUUUUACUGCUAUAAGAUUCUCUUGCAUAGUUUGAUGAAAAUUUAAGCCAAGGAUAAAAAACUAUCUAAGAAUUUUGGUGCGAAUGCAAAUGGCCUGCUGGUUCGCAAAUGUAAUUUAUCUGCCAGUUAUGGCGGCUUGUAUUAUGUAUAAGGAGAAGCAUAAUUUUCCUUAUGGAAAUUUGGUUAAAUUAUAUGGAAUUAAACAUAUUAAACUUUUUUUGAAAAUAAAUGAAAUGUAAACGAA